UGGGAGUGGUAGUCCGGCGGCGGGUCGCGGCCCGGGACUGGAGCAGCAGCGGCGGCAGCGAGCGGGCGGCGAUGGCGGCGGCCCUGCGCGUGCUGCUGGCGCCCCCCCUCCUCCAGGCCCCGCAGGGGGGCCCCCCCGGCGCGCAGGCCAGGCUCAGUGGGGGCCGCGAAGCCCUGGGGGCCGUGGGCGCCGAGGGGGAGCUGCGCCUGACGGGGCUGGCCUCCUGGAGGGGCCCCGGGAGCCCCCCCGCCGUCUCCCUGCCCGGCGCCUGGGAAGCUUUCACAUGGGAGAGUGUGGAAGAUAAUGAUCCUGAAGCAGGUUGCCUCAGGCUACUGGCUCUCAGUAAGACCCAUGAGCUUUUCUUGUAUGAAGUUACUCUAGAGGCUGGAAAGUGUGAGGCAACCCUCUUGCGAAGCUUGAGUGAAGACAGACUAAGGAAGCUGAUGGAACCCCUGAAUAUUAGCUUUUCAUCCGUUUCCUCCUUGAGGGUGCUGUCCUUUCUAAAUGGCAGAGCCUUGCUCCUGCUCAACAACGUCCUCGUUGCAUGCCUUGCUUUUCCUGGAGGAGGACUGGAGGCAGAGGAGCUGGAAGACUGCUUUCGUCUUGAUCUGUCCCCACAAACUUUGGAAAGGAUAGUAGACACUGCCUUUUGCAGAGGCAUUCUCUUCUUGCUCGCUGAGUCUGGAUGGAUGUAUCUCUUUGAUGCCACAGAUGGUGCAUAUCUGGCCUAUGUUGAUCUCUCUCUCUAUCAAGCAGAGGGGCAAGAUGAGAGGACCCCAGACAUGCUUUCUCCACUUAGAUGGUUAACUGUAUCGCAUGAUCUGAGUACUGCUGUGAUCACCAACUGCUCCAACUGUGCCAUGGCUGUUGACCUCAACUUAUACUUCAGAGAAUACCCUGACCACUUACUUUGCAAGCGCACCAUGGACAGUAAGGCUGUAAAACAACUGGAGGGGAUAGACGAGGAUGACCUCCGGAGUUCAGAUUACAGCAUGAAACUUCAGAAGCGUGCAUUCCGGACAGACAGGUCCUGGAAAACACAUUUGUCUUCACUGUACAACACAACAGAACGGCUUAAUUCUCCAGAUGUGGGAGCUGAUGGUUACUUACCUUGGUAUCAGUAUCUUCGGCAUGUAGAGCACCAUGACUGUAAGCUCCCUGAAGUUUCCGAGAGCUCCCUUCUUCAGGAUGCCGCUCGUGUCAUUUCAAGCUUGAAAGAGAAAGAUCACAAGAGCACAAGCAGAGGAGAGAGUCCCUGGAAGAGCUUACACGUGGGAGAGCCAGAAGACUGUGUGGAACUUGAGUGCCAGUCGGUGACAGGUUUUAGUGCAUUGUUCACCAUCUCCAGUGAGAGUGAAGGGCUGAUCCUUGCUCUGUGGGAUUUGGAGACCCAAGACCUGACGCGCUGUUGUGUGGGCAAAACCACCUGCUUUGUGAAGUGCAGCAGAGAAGAGCAGUUGUGUCUCAUCCUCUCAGAGCCUGGUCUCUCUUUGGUUCUGUUUGGAUUGACUCAAGAGGAAUUCUUGAACAGAAUGAUAAUCCACGGGAGUGCUGGUACCGUCGAUUUGCUUUGCCAGCUCAAUGGAUGGGGAAGGUGCUCUAUUCCCAUACAUGCCUUAGAGGCUGGUUUAGAGAACCGUCAGUUGGACACUGUGGAUUUCUUCUUGAAGAACAAGGAGAACCUUUUCGUUUUCUCCUCUGCUUGCUCUUUACAAGAUCAGCCUGCAAGUGUGGUGUCAGAUAUUUACUUGAAGAGUGUGGAAGAGCUGAGGCCAGCCUUGGACUUGCUCUGCUCAGCAGUCCGAGAGAAUGACUUGGAAGCGCAGAGCAAGCACUUCUCCGAGCAGCUGCUGAGCCUCACCUUGUCUUUCCUCAACAAAGAACUCCGUGAGAUUUUCAUCCACAUUGAAGAACUGGAUGAGAAUCUGAACAGGUGUGUGGAUAUUUUGACCAGCUACAUCAUCAAACUUCGGACGUUUAUGAUCAAAUUUCCUCACAAGCCAUCCAGUGUCCUGAGCUCACCCUGUGAUCCUGAAGGAGACAUGCCCAAAAUAGAAGAAAGCCAGAUGUGGGAGAAGCUAGAUUCAGAGCAAAUCAUUGGCGAAGCCAUUUCAAACAACAAGCUGCCGGAGGCUCAGACCUUCUUCCGGAUGAUUGGUCACCCUGCUCAGCAUCUGGAGGCGCUGACCCAAGUUGGCCUGAAGCUGGUUUACAAAAGCCUUCUGAAGGCGGACAUUGAAGAAUCCUCCCAACUCCUAAAAAACAUGGGCUUCAAUGUGAUGGAACAACUGCACAAAAUCUGCUUUUACGUAACCGAUUGGCACGUCCGUGACUUCUUGGUGAAAGUGCUGCAAGAGGCGAAGUACUUUUCUGAAACUGAGAAGGAAAUGAUAGACUUUGUGCAUCAGGUGGAAAAUGUUUAUUCGGGCGGCUUCCCGGAGAAGGAAACGGCUCCAGGCCAGGCCAGGCCCUGGAGAGAUGAACAAGACCUUGAGACCCACAUGGCUGCUUUGGAUGCUGUCUUGGAUGACAAGGACUAUUGCAUGCGUAACGGGGAGUGCAGACUGAUGUUAAACUGGGCCCAGUGCUGGGAUCACGUGACGCAAGAGAGGAUUCUUCUCCCUACACAACCCCCUGAGGAAUUCCAGUCAUGUAAUCCAGAGGUCCUUUGGAUGCAUCUGUCAUCUUGGCACGACUGGGUGAAUAUUAGUUCAUGGAUUGCAGAAGCUCAGCGACAGGGCAGCAGCACAAACUGGCCACAGCUGACUGCAGAGACAGUUGGGCAAAAGACCUUGUGCAGCCAUUACAUGCAAAACGAAAUAUUGGAUCACCUGGCCAGGAAGGGGACUUUUGUGCCGGCGGAACUAGAAGACUUUGAAUGCCUCCUCCAAAGACUGGCUCUCGUUGGAGGAGUGAUGCAGAAUCCGCACCCCGUUCCGGAACACAUGCCCAAGAGUGGCUCAGAUUUCCAUGUCCGCUUUAUCCUUUACUGUUUGGAGCGUGGCCUGGGUCAUCUGCUCCACACCUACUUGGACUAUUAUAGUUUAUUUUCUACAAACUGCCCCGUUUUGGAUGAUCAGGCGCUGCAUGAAGCUCACCCUUGGUUUGAAUUCCUGGUGCGCUGCAGAGGCAUUGCCAGCAACCCUGGAGAUGCAAAGAUGAUUUUCCAGGCUAGUCUGGCAAAUGCCCAGAUCUUGAUUCCCAGCAACCAGGCCAGCGUGAGCACGAUGCUCUUGGAGGGGCGGACCCUUCUUGCUCUGGCCACCACCAUGUAUGCCCCUGGGGGGGUGGACCAGGUUCUUCAGAGCGGAGGCGGAGGAGAGAAGGUCGACGCCCAGCUCUUCCGGAUGGCUCUGGCUCCGUACCCCAAGCUCAGGGCCGCCCUCUUCCCCCAGCACGCUUCCCAUGGGAUCUGCCCUCCGGACAUCUCUCUCUACCACCUUCUCCAGUCGUUGGCUCCAUUUGAUCCCACUAAACUGUUUGGCUGGCAGUCGGCAAAUACGCUUGCCAUACCUGACCUCUGUGGUGACCUUCCUCACUUUUCGUGCCCCAACCUUGUCAACAAGUUCGCUGUCAUCGAACGGCUGGAUUUCUCCUACUACUUGCGCCAUGAGCGCCCCUCGUUGGCCUUUGGGACCUUUUUGGUCCAGCAGCUAACCAAAAGCAAGACCCCAAAGCAGCUGAUUCAGCAAGCAGGCAGCGAAGCCUACGCGCUGGCCCUCGCCCUCUUCUAUGUGCCUUCUGUGGUGGCCGCCUGUGUCUCCUUCUUGGAGUUUCUGGGCCUGGAGAGUCUCCAGCUCCGGGUGGACGUGAGAGCAGCCAACGUGAUCCUGAACUUCAUGGCCAGGAGAGAGGAGCCGCAGUACAGCUCCAUCCGAGAGUCCUUGGUGGAAAAGCUGACCGAGCUGGCCAAGGGACAGAAGACAGCCGCAGAAGAGCUGCUUGUCUGCUUGGAGGAAGCAGUUUGGGAGAAGAUUGAGCAUCAAGCGAUAACGAAGACGUCCAGCGAGGCAAGGAGACAGUGGUCUUUGGUGGUCCAGUUUUGCAGGCUCCACGCCGUCAAGCUGAGCGUGUCCUACCUGAGAGUGUGUGCCAGGUCCAGUGAAUGGCUGCAGUUCAUCAUUGAAGCCCAGAUGUAUGGCUACCAGCCGAGCGAGGUUAUCCCUGUCCUCCAGGACUUCCCCCCUCCUCUGCAGAAUCACUUGAGGCUGGCCUUUGAGGGUUUGCAGUCCUCAGACGUCCCCCUGGAAGGCCAGGCUGACCCCCCCUGCCGGCUGAGGCAUCGGCAAACGCCAAGCACGCCCCCCAGCGAUCUUUUCCACAUCCUCCUUCGGUGUCAGGAGCAGUCGCAUCCCUGGCGUUACCUGCUGGGUGAAGCCGUGAAGCGCCGGGCUCCCGUCCUGAGCGUGUUUGCGGCAUCCUUCCAGGAUGCCAGCAUUAUCCACUGUCUCUGUGUUUGGGUCGUCACCUCCUUGGAUAGCUCCACCGCUGGCGAAGUGACGAAGCACAUUGGAGGCUCCCUUGAAGCCCAUGAGUGGGGGCUCCUGGACUUGUCCACCCUCUGGCAGUCGCUUUUAAGGAGGCAGAAAAUCAGGACACUUCUUCAUGGUUUCCAGUCCUUUCUGAAGGACUCACCCUUGUUGACCCUGCUGGAGGUGUAUGAGCUGUGCAUGGGCUCCAGGGACUACAGCCAGGCCCAGACCAAACUCCUAGAGUUCCAGACCAGUCUUUCAAAACUUCACGCCCCAGAUGGAGCCCCACCCGGCAUCCUUCCCACGCCGUGGCUGGAGCUGCAGGCCUCCUUUCUCCUGGAGCUGAUGCUGCAGCAGUGCAGGACGCAGUACGAGUUGAGGAAGCUCCUUACGCUUUUUGCCGACACAGACACGGUUCUUCCUCAUGGGCCAGACAUGAAGAAGCUGAGCGCCCUCAGCUGGAUCUUGAAGGACUCUUCGGUUGCAGUGGACCACGCCCUUCUAAGCAGCUACACGCCUGAACGUUUCCAGGAGGAGUGCAGAAGGGUCAUGGAGCAGCUGCAAGAGACCAGCUCUUUCUCCACAGCACGCGAGCUGGCCGAGCUGGCCGGGGACAAUAUUGUUGUUCAAGAGGAGCUCCAGAAUCAGCACCGCUUGAAGCAGAUUGGGCAUUGGCCCCAGAAGCGGACCCGGGUCGAGUUCUGGAGAAAGUGCCACGCCGACUUUGUGAGAAACGCCGUGUCCAGCCGGACUGCCUCUGACUUCUUCCGGGCUCAGGCAGACGUGGUCUCCGAGUGCUCGGACAAGAGGCUGCCGAGUGUCCUGGAGAGGCAACUGCUGCUGACCUUGGCUGGCCACUGGCUGGCCCAGAGUGACCCCGUCCCCCUGGAGGAGCUGGAAGGGGUGGAGAGAGAGAUCUGGCUCUGUCGUGUGGCCCAGCAGGCUCGGAGUCCAGGCAGCGGGCAAGCCCAGCGCCGGUUCUCUGGCCAGAGCUCCGGGAAUGGCGACCUCUCCUUCGACUCCUUAGCCAAGGAGUUCUCCUUUGCCAGGCUGGCUAUUCUGAGCACGCCCAAGGACUUGCAGCUGGAGGGGCUGCCUUCCCCGGAGGCCUCCCGAGUCACGCUUCCUGCUGCGGAGGCGGAGGCGCUGAGCUUCCUGGUUGGGCGCCUGCUCGACGAGGGCAGCGUGCACGAAGCCAGCCGCCUGUGCCGCUAUUUUGACUUCCACAGCCGGGACGUCUCGCUGGUCUUGCACUGCAGAGCGCUGGCCUCUGGAGAAGCCCCUCAGAGCGGGUUUCACCCCGAGAUCCAGGCUGUCCUCGCCAGAAGAGAAGAAGGAGGAGACGGGAGCGUGGAGAAGGAAGCGGGGCCCGGGGAGGAGCCUCCCAAGAUGCGGCUGCAGAGCACCUCCAGCCUGGAGCUCUGGUCUGCCGCGGGAGCCCCGUGGCCCGGUGAUGAGGUGGUGGUCGGCAGCCUGCAGGCUCUGAUUGCAGAGUGUGUCCAUGGGCGGAACUACUGCCGGCAGGUCCUCUGCUUGUAUGAACUCUCCAAGGAGCUGGGCUGUUCCUUCAGCGAGAUCUCUGCCCAUGAUUCUGAGAAGCUGCUUCGGGCGCUCCUCUCCUCCCAGCGGCCAGACCGGUGCAAGAAGGCCCAGGCCUUCAUCACGACCCAGGGGCUGGAGCCGGAGACGGUGGCCGAGCUGGUGGCCGAAGAAGUCACGCGGGAGCUCCUGGCCCCUUCGCAAGGCAAAGGCGGGCACCAGCAGGUCGUGAAUCCUGCGGAGGAGAGCCAGGCCUUCCUGCAGCUGGCCAGACUGUGCCCAGAUCACACGCUGGUUGGCUUGAAGCUCCUGGAUAAGAUUUCCUCCAUCCCCCCCGGGGAGCUUGCAUGCACGACGGAGCUCCUCAUCCUGGCCCACAGCUGCUUCAGCUUGACGUGUCAUCUGGAAGGGAUCAUGCGCGUCCUGCAAGCGGCCCGGCUGCUCACAGACGAACUCUUGGCCCCCAACGAAGAGUACGGCCUUGUGGUGCGGCUUCUCACUGGCAUCGGCCGAUACAAUGAGAUGACGUACAUCUUUGACCUGCUGCAUGAGAAACAUUACUUUGAAGUGCUGAUGAGGAAGAAGCUCGAUCCGAGCGGGACCCUCAAGACGGCCCUGCUGGACUACAUCAAGCGCUGCCGCCCAGGGGACAGCGAGAAGCACAACAUGAUCGCCCUCUGCUUCAGCAUGUGCCGGGAGAUCGGGGAGAAUCAUGAGGCCGCCGCCAACGUCCAGCUGAAGCUCCUUGAGUCCCAGCCCUGGGAGGAGUGCCUCCAGGACUUGCCCAACCUGAAGAAGCUCCUGAUGAAAGCUCUGACCCUCUACAUCGAUGCGGCUGAAAGCUAUUCCAAGGACUUCUGUGUGCGCCAGGCUUUGCGCUGCAGCCGGCUGACCAAGCUCAUCACCCUCCAGCUCCACUUCCUGAACACCAGCCAGAGCACCAAGCUGAUCAGCUUGAGGCGGCAGGACCUGCUGGAGUGCGUCAUGGCCCUGCCCCGGUUCUACCAGGCUGCAAUUGUGACCGAGGCCUACAACUUUGUCCCCGACUGGGCUGAAGUCCUGUAUCAGCACGUGAUUGUGAAGGGGGACUUCAGCUACCUGGAGGAGUACAAGCACCGUGGCCUGCUCAAGGCCAGCACCUUUGAGGAAAUUGCCCAGAAGGUCAAGCAGCACCCGGGCAACGAGCCUGCUCUGAAGAACCUGAAGCAGCUCCUGACUUAUUGCGACGACAUCUAUGUGUAUUACAAGCUGGCUUACAAGAACCAGUUCUACGACGUGGUGAACAUGCUUCUGCAGGAUGCCCAGACAGGCUGUUGCUUGAAGGACCUGCUGACAAGCUAGAUGUUGCCUCGUGGACGCUGCGGGAAUCUUCAUUCAGCCCCCAGGGGUGUCUUGUGGCAAAGCGGAGUCUCGUCUCCGUCGCAAAUGGCCAACCCCACACACCUUGGUUCCGCAUCUGUUUCCCAGAGCAAACAGUAAAGGAAGAGCAUUAGCCUCAGGAGUGGUUUCAAAUCAGUACUGGCUGUUGAAAUCAGAUGAACAAAACAGAAAGAAUUUGACACUGGAGCCAGAAGUAUACCCUUCUGGCAGAAAUGAACUCGCGUCUUGAAGCUUUGCAGCUGAGCUUCUGGGUGAGAAAUCAGUGAGUGCCUCUGCUCAACAGUGACAGAGAGUGCAAAUCCUCCUGUGGGAUGUGACUCGUACGAGGACCAUUGGCUGUAUAAAAAUAACUUCCAUUCCCCUCUAAUGGCGAACAUAUUAAAGUACCACCUUUGCCAUA
Molecule: messenger RNA, 7791 nt
Organism: Hemicordylus capensis (graceful crag lizard)
Lineage: Eukaryota; Metazoa; Chordata; Lepidosauria; Squamata; Cordylidae
Gene: SPG11
Product: SPG11 vesicle trafficking associated, spatacsin
Exons: 40
Coding region: 72-7352 (2426 amino acids)
Biological process (GO): chemical synaptic transmission; axo-dendritic transport; axon extension
Cellular component (GO): axon; synapse; dendrite
Source: RefSeq, a predicted model, not a curated record